CCAAAUAAUAGUAUAGAUUUGUGUGGGCUUGCAUUGUGUUUUUUAGUACGAGUCCUUCGGCCAUUGUUAGUGUUUGGGAGAGACUGUCAGAGAUUUUUCGAUUCAGAAAUGGCGUAUCAGAGCGAGGGAGCUGGAGAUGUUUAAAAUGAAGGUAGGUAUAGUCUGGUGCGGUUUCUUCGAGAGAGAACUUUUAUUUGGGCUGAUGAAAUUAAUUUUGCUUAUAAUGGGCCGUACUGGGUGAGCCCGCUUUUAAACCAGAAUAUCAUUUGAACCGGUUUAUUUGUUGGACAUUCACUUAUUUAAUAACUAAACCAAAGCGAGAAUCAGCAAAGUUGGUCUAUUCUUAUUAAAAUCGGUUUCGAAUUUCGUACCUGAAGCUGAAGUAGUGUAUUUGGUUCACUAAGCAAAACCAUAUUGAAAUCUGUUUAAACCGAACAUAUAUAUAAACUAAUAGACCCGGUCACUUCGAUUCGGUUUAGUUCGGUUAAAAUAAAUAAAGUAGAAUCUCGGUUUGGCUUUGAAGCGAUAACAUUCAUUAAUUACUCCGAGAGGGGGGAGAUCGGAACGAAAAGCCAUCUCUCGCCGGAAAGUUCAUCACUUUUAUCUUUUACUUCAAUCCAAAACGACAGCCAUGAGGUCGUUGGUUCGAAGCCGAUAGCUAUCAAAAGGCCAUGGAUUUAAUCAGAAGCUUCUGGAGGAAGCACAGAAAGAAGAUUCUUGUGACAACAACUUGUUUAGGAAGUGGUUAUUUGCUUUACAAACUAUACAACGCCCACACUCGUAGCCUCGCCGACUUGGAGCGUGAGCUCGCCGACGAGCGUCACAAUGACGAAAUCAUCAAAACCCAAAUGAAGGCUCAUUUCGAGAACAUUCAGAUGAUCGCUGAUGUAACUACAUUGCCUCACGCGUUGCGUCGCUUGAGUAGCCGCAUUGCUGAGGAGAUCCAUGUGUCUAGUGUUAUGGAGACGUUAAGCAAAGGAAAAGGAACGUUGGUUCCUUCUGAGAAGCUUCAUCUUUGGAACGAGCUCAAGAUUUUGAGUUUCACUAGAAUGGUUUUGUCUUUGUGGUCAGUCACUAUGCUUAGUUUGUACAUUAGAGUUCAAGUCAACGUUCUGGGAAGACACUUGUACAUCGAUACUGCUAGAGGUCUUACCACCUCCCAUUUACUUGAAGAGUUAGAUCUGAUAGAUAGAGAGGAGGAGAAAAAGUUUCUGACAAGUGCUGAUUAUCUUGCAACCAAUGGCAUGCCGAGUUUGAUUUCCGAUAUGAAGAGAGCAGUGAAAGAAGUUCUCAAAGGAAAGCAGUUAAAAGAUGUGUUAACCACAAGAAGUCUUGAAGAAACUGUGAUUCGGAUUCUUGAUGUGUUUAUGAGCAAAGGAAGUCCACAUCACUGGGUAGAUUAUUUAAUGAUGGCACAAGACACAACAAUGAGUCCAAGAGACACCACCACCACUAGUGUUCCCUCUUCAGAUGAUGCAACUGUUUCCAAGCUUCAUCAACUCAUAAACGAGACACGGGAAGUACUCACAAGCACUGAGUUUACAAAUGUAGCAGAGAUCUCGCUCAAGUCUUGUACCUUAGCGUUAGGAGAGGAGAUGGAGAAGCAGACCGGUUUGGCUGCAGGGAUGCAAUUGGCGAAGCUCUUACCACAGAUUGAGAAGAUUGUCCCGGAGAUUUCAGCUGUACCGGACGAGAACCGGUUCUUGCAACUCAUCAGAGACUUGCCUGAAGUUCAACUCUUUUUUACUCUUUUAUACUCAAACAUGCCACUAUAAUUCGCGGAAUUGCCAAAUUGAUUUUAUGUUUACGUUGCAACAAA
This is a messenger RNA of Brassica rapa (field mustard), 1819 nucleotides long. Its product is annotated as peroxisome biogenesis protein 3-1. Gene Ontology annotation, molecular function: protein-macromolecule adaptor activity. The record is from RefSeq and is a predicted model, not a curated record. Lineage: Eukaryota; Viridiplantae; Streptophyta; Magnoliopsida; Brassicales; Brassicaceae. Gene Ontology annotation, biological process: protein import into peroxisome membrane. Gene Ontology annotation, cellular component: peroxisomal membrane.